AGGGCGUUUCCACCAAUGGGCGCGGCGUGCGGCGCGGAGGGGGCGGGGCCGGCGCGGGGGGCGUGCCCGCGGCUUCCAGAGAGUUCGGAGACGGCGGCGGAGCGGCGGCGGCGCACGUCACGGCAGCCGGGAAGAUGGUGAAGGAGACGGGCUACUACGACCUGCUGGGCGUGCGGCCGGGCGCCAGCCUGGACGAGAUCAAGCGGGCGUACCGGCGCCUGGCGCUGCGCUACCACCCCGACAAGAACCCCAGCGAGGGCGAGCGGUUCAAGCAGAUCUCCCAGGCCUACGAGGUGCUGUCGGACGCCCACAAACGGGCGCUCUACGACCGCGGCGGCGAGCGGGCCAUGAAGGAAGGUGGCCUCGGUGGCCGCGGGGGAGGCGGUGGCUUCGGCUCCCCCAUGGACAUCUUCGACCUCUUCUUUGGAGGGGGAGUGAGGAUGCGUGGCUGGGCAGACAGGAGAGGGAAGACAGUGGUGCACCAGCUCUCGGUGUCGCUGGAGGAUCUGUACAACGGCUCCACGCGGAAGCUGUCCCUGCAGAAGAACAUCAUCUGCCGCAAGUGCGGAGGCUGCGGGGUGCGGGAGGGCGCCCAGAGAAGGUGCCCCAAGUGCCACGGCUCGGGCAUGGAGGUUCGCAUCCACCAGCUGGGGCCCAGCAUGAUCCAGCAGAUCCAGACCGUGUGUUCCCAGUGCCAGGGCCAGGGCGAGUGGAUCCGGCCCCGGGACUGCUGCCUCACCUGCAACGGCCGCAAGGUGGUGAGGGAGAAGAAGAUCCUCAGCGUGCACCUGGACAAAGGCAUGAAGGAUGGGCAGAAAAUCACCUUCCACGAGGAGGGGGACCAGGUGCCCGGCCUGGAGCCCGGCGACAUCAUCAUCGUCCUGGAUCAGAAGGAACAUCCUGUUUUCCGGCGCAGCGGCGACGACCUCAUUGUCAGGAGGGAGAUCAGCCUGGCAGACGCCCUGUGUGGGUGCCGGCAGGUGAUCCGCACCCUGGACAACCGCACCCUGCUCGUGUCCUCCCCGCCAGGUGACGUGAUCCGGCCUGGGGACCUGAAGUGUAUCCCCAACGAGGGGAUGCCAGUCUACAGGAGCCCCUUCCAGAAGGGAAAGCUCAUCCUGCAGUUCGAGGUGAAGUUCCCCGAGCCGGGCUGGCUCCCCGCGGACCGCCUGCGCCAGCUGCAGGCCUUCUUCCCGCCGCAGGAGGAGGUGAUGGCCACGGAGGACACGGAGGAGGUGGAGCUCAGCGAUUACACGGCUCACGGCGGGCCGGGCCGGCGGCCCUACACCGGGGAAGCGUAUCACGAGGAUGAUUUCGAGGACGGCGUGCGGCAGCACGUCCAGUGCCAGACCUCAUAGCUGGGGGGGGCCCCGGAGCCCCCCGGGCGGGGGCGGGGAGGGGCUGGCGGAGCCUCCACCUUCAGGGAUGUACAUAGGUCGCCUUUCCGACAGCACCCGCCCCCCCCGGAGCCGGCAGAGCCCCCCUGCCCGGCCGGGUGAGGCCCCU
Molecule: messenger RNA, 1506 nt
Organism: Motacilla alba alba
Lineage: Eukaryota; Metazoa; Chordata; Aves; Passeriformes; Motacillidae
Product: dnaJ homolog subfamily A member 1-like
Exons: 8
Coding region: 135-1358 (407 amino acids)
Biological process (GO): response to heat; protein refolding
Cellular component (GO): cytosol; cytoplasm
Molecular function (GO): ATP binding; Hsp70 protein binding
Source: RefSeq, a predicted model, not a curated record